Molecule: messenger RNA, 888 nt
Organism: Aspergillus calidoustus
Lineage: Eukaryota; Fungi; Ascomycota; Eurotiomycetes; Eurotiales; Aspergillaceae
Source: the annotation of a GenBank genome assembly
AUGAAUAAAGAAGCAGCGCUAUCGACCGCCGAGCGCGACUUUAUCCUCGAUGCGCUCCGUGAAGACGUGAGGCUCGAUGGCCGCGCGGCAGACCAGCUGCGUCCCCUCAAGCUCUCGUUCGAAGAGGAAUAUGGCCAUGUGAAGGUGCAGCUUGGAAAGACGAGUCUUAUUGUCCGUAUCUCCGCCGAAGUUUCCAAGCCACAUGAUGACCGACCGUUCGAUGGUAUCUUCAAUAUCGCGAUGGAGCUGACGGCGAUGGGAUCUCCAGCCUGGGAGAAUGGCCGACAAGGAGACCUCGAAACGUACGUCACAAACGUGUUAGACCGAGUCAUUCGUCACUCGAACGCCCUGGAUACGGAAUCGCUGUGCAUUCUCAAAGGAGUCAGCUGCUGGACGAUACGGGCGGAUGUACACAUUACGGACUACGAUGGGAACUUGAUUGAUGCGUCUUGCAUUGGAGUCAUGGCCGGCCUGCAGCACUUCCGCCGCCCCGACGCGGUCGUCAAGGAGGGCCAGGUCAUUGUCUACGGUAUCGACGAGAAAGUCCCGGUGCCAUUGAACAUCACCCACAAGCCGCUGGCAGUCACAUUCCACACAUUUGACGAAGGAAAGCUAGUUAUUCUCGAUGCCACGCGGAAAGAAGAGCAAGCGUCCGAAGCAGAUGUUGUCAUCGGCCUAAACAAUGCUGGAGAUGUUUGCUACCUGUCGAAAUUCUCGGGCUCCCCGGUGGACGCCAUGGUAUUCGUGACGAAGACCACGGUCGCAUUGGAAAAGGUCAAGGAGCUCAACGGCAUUAUUGACAAGGCGUUGCAAGUUGAUUUCGCGAAACGGGCCAAAGGUGGUCUGGCAGAGCAAGCAAGAGCAGAAAACGAUCGAUUAAUAGGUUGA